UUGCCGCGUGAAGCUCGCCGAGCUCGAUGACGACGGAAUCAAAAAACCCCACGUAUUCCGUCGGAAUUGGGAACCAAAGAUCCCCCCGCCGCUCGGCGCCCGAAAAACAUGAAAAAAAGAAGGCAGACGGCCAACAGAGCCCGGGUCCGCGUGAGACGCUGUGACCACAUCGGCACGCUCAACUGUCGUCGCUUUUUAUUGAAUCUUGACAUCUAACCAUCCAAGACGAGCAGAUUGGUACUUCAGUGUCGUAAGACCCACCUUCCCGCCCGUCCAGACAACCUGCUAUCUCGAUAGUGCUCGCUCCGUGCGAACAUAGUCCGAAUUUACGCAAAUCCUUCGGUUCCGAGGUGGUAAUCAGCCGAGUAUAAUAAUAAUAAUCAGGUGCGGUGCCGAUACAUCUCGAAGAGGUCAGGUGUCAAGUCUUACCAGACCUUUUCAUCCUCUCGUUCUUAUUCUGCAAUACUCAGGAUGACGGUCGAGCCAGACUCAUCGUCUGAUCGAGUCAUGGAAGAUGCGACCAUGGCUGAAAAGCAAGAACUCACUCGCGAAGGCGCCGUAGCCACCAGUGGGGUCCCGAUGCCUACCAUCCAAGGUCCUAUCUCGGUAGAUGCUACGAAUCCUUCAACGACAAAAGCGGCACACACUUCCAUUUCCAACCUUCCUUCUGCUGCUGUAUCUGAGAAAACUUUACGAGCCAGUACUCCGACAUCUUCGGAAGAUACUGGGGUCAGUCACCAACAACAUGGCAAAAAGAAAGGGUUCUCAUUUGGUAAAUCUCGUAAAGCGAAAGAAGCCGCCGAGAAGAAGAACUCAGAGAAAGAAGAAGAGUUGGCCGCAAUACCACCAGUCGGAUUCUUCAAAUUGUAUCGGUUUGCGACUCCUCUCGAGAGAACUUUCAACAUUAUCGGAGUCAUCCUCGCUGCCGCGGCCGGAGCAGCUCAACCUCUGAUGACGUUGAUCUUUGGUCGAUUCACAACGUCCAUCACGGAAUUUGGAAAGAUUGAACAGACUAUCGCCGAGCACAGAGGUAUGGCCACUGCGGCGGAAAGGGCUGCAUUGGAAGCUGCCAAACAUGACCUCAGAAUCGCCUCGGGUCAUAAUGCCUUGUACCUCAUGGCCAUUGGUAUCGGAAUCUUCAUCACCACCUUUUCAUACAUGUUCAUUUUCAACUGGACAGGAGAGUUGAACGCGAAGAGGAUCAGGCAACGCUAUCUCAAGGCUGUUCUCAGACAAGAUAUCGCCUACUUUGACGAUGUCGGCGCUGGAGAAGUGGCUACGCGAAUCCAGACAGAUUGUCACCUGGUUCAAGAAGGCACAUCUGAGAAAGUCGCUCUUGUCGUGCAGUACUUUGCUACGUUCGUCACCGGUUUCGUCCUCGCCUUUGUCCGUGGACCGAUUCUCGCCCUGGCCCUCUCAUCCAUCCUCAUCGUCAUCAUGUUCGUCGGUAUCAUGAUGCACAAGUUCAUGGGACCAUGGAACAUGCAAGCCCUCGAUGCCAUUGCCAAAGGUGGUAGCUUGGCAGAAGAGGUCGUAGGAAGUGUUCGUACUGCCCAAGCAUUCGGAACAGUCGCAGUACUCCGAAGUAAAUUCGAAGUCUACAUGGACACUAUGAAAGAAAAGGGUAGAAAACUCGCUGUGGUUGAGGGCCUCGGUGUUGGUGGCAUGUUCUUUGCUAUCUACAGCGCAUACGCCCUGGCGUUCUUCUUUGGUGGUAUUCUCGCAGUGAGAGAGCCGAACAAGUACAACGCAGGUGUCGUCAUCAACGUCUUCAUGUCCAUCCUGAUUGGAUCAUUCUCCAUGGCUAUGGUUCAACCUGAAAUGCAAAAAGUCACCAAAGCUCAAGGUGCCGCCGCCAAACUUUUCUCCACGAUUGAUCGAAUCCCCGCCAUUGAUUCGGCAGAUCCUGGUGGCGAGAAACCCAACCAUGUCGAUGGAACCAUCACUUUUGAGAACGUCAAGUUCCACUACCCAUCUCGACCCAAUGUCCCCAUUCUCAAAGGCUUGACAAUCAAUUUCCCCGCUGGCAAGACGACUGCCUUAGUCGGUGCUAGUGGAAGUGGAAAGUCGACCGUCGUCAGUCUCAUCGAGCGCUUCUACGAUCCGAUUUCGGGCACCAUCUCAUUGGACGGCCGUGAACUCAAAUCGCUUAACCUCAAGUGGCUGAGACAGAAUGUCGGUCUUGUCUCCCAGGAACCGACUCUGUUUGGGACAACUGUUCGAGGCAACGUUGAACACGGUCUGAUCGGGUCCAAGUGGGAGAACGCAUCUGAUGCUGAAAAGCUUGAGCUCGUCAAAAAGGCUUGCAUGGCUGCCAAUGCGCACGACUUUAUCCUCAAGCUGCCACAUGGAUAUGACACCCACGUUGGAGAACGAGGCAUGCUUCUAUCUGGUGGACAAAAGCAACGAGUCGCCAUUGCCCGAGCCAUCGUUUCGGACCCUCGCAUCCUCUUGCUCGAUGAGGCCACCUCUGCCCUGGAUACUCAAUCCGAAGGCAUCGUACAGGAUGCUCUGGACAAAGCAUCAAAGGGCCGUACCACUAUAGUCAUUGCGCAUCGACUAUCGACCGUCAAGGAUGCAGACACCAUCGUGGUCAUGGGUGGGGGAGAAAUCUUGGAGCAAGGAACCCAUUAUGAUCUCUUGGCGGAUGAGAAUGGUCCAUACGCCCAGUUGGUGGCGAACCAGAAGCUCGCUAUGGAAGCUGCCAAGGCCAAAGCUGCAGAGGACGGCGAGGAGGUCGCGGACCCUGAUGCUGUCAAGCCUGCCAUGCUCGCUGUCUCUCAACCUGGUUCGCCCGUCACCGAGAAGAAUGGAUACGACCUCACUCGAGCCGUUACCGGACGGUCUUUGGCCAGUGCAAUGAUGGAGGACAUCACUGCCAAGAAGCUAGAGGAAGAGGAAGCUGCUGAGAAGACGCCCAACAUGUUCAAGAUGUACAAACGUCUAACCGGGAUGAACGGCGAAAACAAGUGGUUCUUGGUCCUUGGUUUGAUGGGAGCCAUGGCAUCCGGGAUGACUUACCCUGCUCUGUCCAUUCUGUUCGGAAGUGCUCUGCAAGAUUUCCAACUUCAGGAUCCUAAUCUUCUCAAGCACGAGCUGACGGUUAAGGCCCGGUACUAUUUCAUCACUGCGAUUUUGGCUGCCUCAGCAAUUACUGUGCAGAUCUCUUGCUUUGCACGAGCUGGCUGGGAUUUGACUGCCAAACUGAGAGGCACUCAGUUCAGUAGUGUCCUCCGACACGAUAUCGAAUGGUUCGACGAGGAGAAGAAUUCGACUGGAGCAGUCACUUCUGAUAUCGCGGAUACGCCUCAACGGAUCCAGGGACUGUUUGGAAGUACCAUGGGUACUAUUCUUCAGUCCCUCACGACUUUGAUUGGAGGUUGCAUCAUCGGUCUAUGCUAUGGCCCGCUUUUGGCUCUCAUUGGUAUCGCUUGUAUCCCUAUCUUGGUCUCUGGAGGCUUUUUCCGACUUCAUGUCGUCGUACUCAAAGAACAAAAGACGCGCAAAAUCCACGCAUCUUCAGCUCAUCUCGCUUCGGAAGCAGCUGGUGCUGUGCGAACUGUCGCUUCGCUCACUAGAGAAGACGAUGUAGAUAGGAUCUACAGUACAGCCCUGAAAGGACCUCUGAAGGUUGCAGUACAAGGCUCCAUCAAGUCGCAACUGCUUUACGGUGCAAGUCAAGGUAUCUCCUUUUGCAUCAUCGCCCUCGUCUUUUACGUUGGAUCGUUGUGGAUCAUCAGUGGAAGAUACGAUACUGCCCACUUCUUCACCGUCCUCACCGCUGUCAUUUUCGCCUCGAUUCAGGCUGGAAACGUGUUCAACUUUGUUCCUGACGCAUCUAAAGCCAAUGGCGCAGCUGCCAACUACUUCCGGUUGGUCGACAAUGUUCCGGAGAUCGAUGCUUUGUCCCCUGAAGGCAUCCAGCUGGACCCGACUCAGGUCCAGGGACAUAUCCGAAUCGAAGGUGUUCACUUUAGGUACCCUUCUCGUCCCGGCGUUCGAGUCUUGCGGGAUUUGUCACUGGACGUCCCGCCCGGCACGUACGUCGCGUUGGUCGGUGCUUCAGGAUGUGGUAAAUCUACGACUACGCAAAUGAUCGAGCGAUUCUACGACCCUCUGAUCGGCAAAGUUACUCUGGACGGAGUAGAUAUUCGGGAGAUCAAUGUUGCGAGUUACAGGAGUCAGUUGGCCCUCGUCUCUCAAGAGCCGACAUUAUAUGCUGGAACUGUCCGUUUCAACAUUUGCCUCGGAGCCAACAAACCAAUGGAAGAAGUCACUGAUGAAGAACUUUUCGCGGCCGCUAAGAAUGCCAACAUUUACGACUUUGUCAUGUCUCUUCCUGACGGAUUCGAUACUGAGGUCGGAGGCAAAGGAUCACAGUUGUCUGGAGGUCAGAAACAGCGGAUCGCCAUUGCCCGAGCUUUGAUCCGGAAUCCCAAGGUCCUUUUGCUGGACGAAGCUACUUCCGCGCUGGAUUCGCAAUCUGAGCGAGUCGUUCAGGAUGCACUUGACAAAGCUGCAAAGGGACGGACGACGAUUGCCAUUGCUCAUCGAUUGAGUACGAUUCAAAAGGCGGACAUUAUCUAUUGCUUCGCCGACGGCAAGGUCAAGGAGAAGGGUACACAUUCAGAAUUGUUGGCUUUGAAGGGAUCUUACUAUGAGUUGGUACAGAUGCAGAAUCUGAGUCGACAGCAGUAGAUCAGGUAUACAAGAUGGAUCUUGAUCGGGUCCAAUCAUUUUUGUCAUGACCAACAUGCGUGAUGUAAUACUUAGAUGUCUUUGUCCAGUUCUUGCCCUUGCUGUUUCUGUGUGAGAUCGGCUGUCGGGGACCGCGAGAUGAAG
Molecule: messenger RNA, 4842 nt
Organism: Kockovaella imperatae
Lineage: Eukaryota; Fungi; Basidiomycota; Tremellomycetes; Tremellales; Cuniculitremaceae
Product: multidrug resistance protein 1
Exons: 9
Coding region: 472-4698 (1408 amino acids)
Biological process (GO): transmembrane transport
Cellular component (GO): membrane
Molecular function (GO): ATP binding; ABC-type transporter activity; ATP hydrolysis activity
Source: RefSeq, a predicted model, not a curated record